Messenger RNA from Lindgomyces ingoldianus, 1587 nucleotides. RefSeq lists its product as uncharacterized. The record is from RefSeq and is a predicted model, not a curated record. Lineage: Eukaryota; Fungi; Ascomycota; Dothideomycetes; Pleosporales; Lindgomycetaceae. The transcript is spliced from 7 exons. The coding region runs from base 1 to 1587 and encodes 528 amino acids.
AUGUUCUCAUGGCUGGCUGCGGGCAAUGCAACAACUAAAGCGGCGAAUUGCUCCGACUGUGCCCUUGGGUCAAUGCAAACACAACUAAACUCGCCGUUCGGAUUCGAUGCAGAGUUUGCUCAGGAUUUCCAGGCACUGAAAUCCAGUUGUGGUUCGUCUGGAUACUCUUUCACAACACCAGCGGCGUACGCAGUCGGUACGAACCUCCCCAAUCGAGCCGAAGAUGCCAACACUCCCUCCUGCUCGAAUCCAUACGUUGUCAACUCAGGAGACAGCUGCGAUGCUAUUGCACUGGCUCGCCAGGUAUCGACAUUUUCAAUCAUUAAGGCCGGUGGCUUGAAGACCGAUUGUAGCGACUUACUCCCGGGCGUCUCGCUUUGUUUGCCAGCUCCCUGCACCUUGUAUCGAGUGCAGUACGGCGAUGACUGCAAAAGCAUUAUCAGCGCUCACAGUGGCGUCACUGGUUAUGGCUUCCUGUCUUGGAAUCCUAACAUUACUCCGCUUUGCACCAACCUGGGGGACAUGAUGACCAACCUUAUUUGUGUUAGCCCUCCAGGCGGAAGCACCAGCGACAUUACGAUCACCGUCACUCCACCAACGACUUCAACAAUUGAAUCGACUGCUGUGCCCAAGCCGACGAAUGGCAAAGGUGACACAACCGCACCGUGUGCGAGCUGGUAUACCGUCCAGGAUGGAGAUUACUGGGACAUCAACAAAUACCCGAACUAUCCAUAUUCGAGUUCUGCCGUCUACACCCUCACCAGCAGUGCCUACGUCACCACCUCGUCCGUCUCGACGUCAACCGUGCCGAGCGCGACGCCCUAUGUCCGUCCGCCGCAUGCGCCGGGCACGAAGGCAGAUUGUGAGGGCUACGUCGACUACAUCCCGGUCACGCCAUUCCAAGACCAGUCCCAGUCGGAGAAUGUGCGCCUUGUGACAGAGCAGAUAAAUAGCUGCGAGUUCGCCUCGUCUGGUUAUCCGGUCUCUUAUGAUGACUUCCUGAAAUGGAACCCCAGUCUGGCGUCCAUCAAGCCAUGCUAUCUGCAAGCGAACUACAGCUACUGCGCUGUGGACAAGAUCUCCUCUUAUACCGGGGUUCCGAGCUAUGGUAUAUGUCGUUCCGUAGGCGACCCAUACCCGGGUACAAUUUCUACCUGCGAAUGUUUCACUCUCAUCACAGGGUCCGCUACAAAGAGCCCAAGUUGCGCAAAGAUCGCCUCCGACGCCGGGAUCGCUUUGUCCAAUCUAACGCUUUGGAACCCCUGGGUUGGAUCAAGCUGCGAUGUUGGCUUGUACAAAGAUCUUGCGCUGAAACAGCAGCGGGCCGUCUGCAUUGGAGUGAACUCAACGAACGUAUCGCCCACGCCCACGUCUUCUCGAAUCACGUCGUCCACGCAAGUCACAUCAUCCACUCAAACCACCUCUACGCCGGUGGCCCCUCCUGCGCCCACCCAAAGUGGCAUUGUGAAGACUUGCACGAAAUACUACAAAGCGGUAGCGGGCGACGGCUGUUGGGCUAUUGCGAACAGUAAUGGUAUCACACUUGACCAAUUUUACGCUUGGAACCCUGCUGUUAGAGAGCCUUAA